This is a messenger RNA of Aspergillus novofumigatus IBT 16806, 2174 nucleotides long. RefSeq lists its product as uncharacterized. Bases 255 to 2162 code for a protein of 635 amino acids. The record is from RefSeq and is a predicted model, not a curated record. Lineage: Eukaryota; Fungi; Ascomycota; Eurotiomycetes; Eurotiales; Aspergillaceae. The transcript is spliced from 2 exons.
CUGGAUGUUUUACCCGAUUGGGCAGGUGGCCAAACUGCCGAGGUUAUCCCGACGCGAUAACAACGCACGAGAUGCUUCGCUGCAGGUCAACAUUGACUACUCCCUCUUCCUCCUUUAAUUCUGACUCGCUGGGCGGUAUUUCGGGCCGUUUUCCGACUAAUCUACUCAGGCCUGCGCUUAUAUUAUAUGAGAACCAGAUCCAGCACUUCGCCCUGUCGACUAGUGCUGUACAUUGUACCUGUGCCUCCGCAUAAAUGUCCCAACAAACAGAUCUUCAAUGGCAACAAGUUAGCCCCGCUCGUUGGGAGCGUGGCAUCGACGAGGUUGAACAGUUUUACACCUCCUUGGCGAAAUCGUACGAAGGUAGCGGGCGCAAUUUCUUUGCCAUCACAGGCUUCGUGUCAUUCUCUGUCAAGACAGAUGACGGUGUUUCCGAAGAGGAAACAAGAAGAAAAGUCGAGGAUGCACUGCGCAAGGCAUGGGUGCAUCUGCGUUUCGACCACCCGACCAUUGCGUCCAGGGUAGAAUGGGAUUCCGACCGCAAGCCCUGCAGAAAGAUAUACGAAUCUCCCGCCGGGCAAGAUGCCCUUCAGUCGUGGCUGGAAACCACGUUUCUCACCAUAUCAAACGGCGUCUCCGGGCUCGAAUGGUGCAAUUCAGAUCCUCCGGUGCCUAAACUACCGACUCUCUUUCUGAUAUGGCCGUCUCCUCGCGUUGAAGGACUCCUCCAGGGUGAUCUUGUGCUCCGCGCGCAUCACGACAUCAUCGACGGCGUUGGGACACUGAUGUUAUUCGACAAUCUCUUUACCCAUGCGGCGAGAGCCUACAAAAGAGGGUCGGAUUAUCCUCUCCCUUGUUUCGGUAUAGAAUACGCCAACUUGAGUCCCCCGUUCCGUGUAGCUGCGGGCCUGCAGCCAAGCAUGUCUCCCGAGCAGAGGGAACGAUUCGAGUCGGUCAUGGCAUACAACGCGUUCAUGAAGCAGAAUCGUAUGGAGAUUGCCAGCGUUCCCUUUAAGAGGGGAGAACACCUCCCUGGAAAACAUCAGAGGGUCGCCAUCAAUCUUCCCAUUCAGCAGACCACGGCCAUUCUCAGCGCCUGCCGCCGGCUAGGCUUGAGUGUAACGCAUGCAUACCAUGCAGCAAUUGCGAUAGCGGUGCGUGAUCUUCAGGAACGCCGCGAUAGCGUACGCCUAGUCAGGUAUAUUAAUUACUGCCUGAUAAACGAGCGGGGACAUUGCUUGAGCCCGUACGAUACUCUUCUCCAUGCAGCGGCAGUCUACCACUCCGUUUCAUGCAGGCUGCUCAUUGUUGAUACCACAGUCCCGAGUAUAACCGACAGCUCGAGUCCGACAGAGGUGAGCAGAGAGGAGUUUCUAAGGGUCACGAAGACGGUCAGGGAGUUCUAUCACCAAAUGAGAAGGGACAAAGAUCAUAUUCAAAUGAUACCAUCGUGGUUUGCCAGCAACACUAUUCCCUACCCGCAUGAUAAUGCCACGUCCCCAGUCCCGGAACCAAAUCAAUCGCCGUCAGUUUCAAUCUCCAGCCUGGGCGUGGUCGACAAUGUGAUCAGCCCUUCGCAUGGGGCAUUCGAGCUGGAUACCCCUUGGGUGACUGGAGAGGAACUGGGGACGGGUCUCGGACUGUUCCUGGGGACCUGGAAGGGGGUGCUGACACUGAGUGCGGCAUACAAUGAUGCGUGGCAUGAGAAGGAAGAGGUAGUGAGGUUUAUCGAGCGAUGCAAUGUUAUUGUUGUCCAGGGAUUGGGGUUGAGCAAGGAUGACCUUAUUAUCUCAGCUAAGGUCCACGUCUUGACGAAGCUCAGCCCCUCAACGGUCUGCUGCGCAUGUGCCUCUUUCCUUGCUUACACGCUCACCGCGUCCCUGCAACCAGUUCGUGCGGUGCUAGAUAGCGAUGUAGCUGUACAUGCGCGUCACUUUUUCAUCGAGGGGUCAUUACCGCGUUUGUCCCAUGGAGUUUCUCUCGUUCUGUAUACCAACAUCGUCAGCACCAUCAGUCCGUCCGAGCUGAGCCCGGCUUCUUCCCCCCGGCAGUACGCACUUCUCUCGCACGAGCUGUACAAGCCCUCGUGCUUAUUCUCGCGGCGGAUUGUCAGUUCUCAGCUGCGGUGUUUGCGAAUCGUCACCGCUGUGAGAUGGCAGUGAAGGCGAUAGGAG